This is a messenger RNA of Chinchilla lanigera (long-tailed chinchilla), 3923 nucleotides long. RefSeq names its product growth differentiation factor 11 (gene Gdf11). Gene Ontology annotation, biological process: SMAD protein signal transduction. NCBI's taxonomy places the organism in Eukaryota, Metazoa, Chordata, Mammalia, Rodentia, Chinchillidae. Gene Ontology annotation, molecular function: cytokine activity; growth factor activity. Gene Ontology annotation, cellular component: extracellular region. The record is from RefSeq and is a predicted model, not a curated record.
GGCCCCGUCCGCGGCGCCCGAGCCGGACGGCUGCCCCGUGUGCGUGUGGCGGCAGCACAGCCGCGAGCUGCGCCUGGAGAGCAUCAAGUCGCAGAUCCUGAGCAAACUGCGGCUCAAGGAGGCGCCCAACAUCAGCCGCGAGGUGGUGAAGCAGCUGCUGCCCAAGGCGCCGCCGCUGCAGCAGAUCCUGGACCUGCACGACUUCCAGGGCGACGCGCUGCAGCCCGAGGACUUCCUGGAGGAGGACGAGUACCACGCCACCACCGAGACCGUCAUCAGCAUGGCCCAGGAGACGGACCCCGCAGUGCAGACAGAUGGCAGCCCUCUCUGUUGCCAUUUCCACUUCAGCCCCAAGGUGAUGUUCACAAAGGUACUGAAGGCCCAGCUGUGGGUGUACCUUCGGCCCGUGCCCCGCCCAGCCACAGUCUACCUGCAGAUCUUGCGACUGAAACCCCUAACUGGGGAAGGGACUGCAGGGGGAGGGGGUGGAGGCCGGCGUCACAUCCGUAUCCGUUCACUCAAGAUUGAGCUGCACUCGCGCUCCGGCCACUGGCAGAGCAUCGACUUCAAGCAAGUGCUACACAGCUGGUUCCGCCAGCCACAGAGCAACUGGGGCAUCGAGAUCAACGCCUUUGAUCCCAGUGGCACAGACCUGGCUGUCACCUCCUUGGGGCCAGGAGCUGAGGGGCUGCAUCCUUUCAUGGAGCUUCGAGUCCUGGAGAACACCAAGCGGUCCCGGCGGAACCUGGGCCUGGAUUGUGACGAGCACUCCAGCGAGUCCCGCUGCUGCCGAUACCCCCUCACAGUGGACUUCGAGGCUUUCGGCUGGGACUGGAUCAUCGCACCUAAGCGCUACAAGGCCAACUACUGCUCCGGCCAGUGCGAGUACAUGUUCAUGCAGAAGUACCCACACACCCACUUGGUGCAGCAGGCCAAUCCGAGGGGCUCUGCCGGGCCCUGCUGCACCCCUACCAAGAUGUCCCCGAUCAACAUGCUCUACUUCAAUGACAAGCAGCAGAUUAUCUACGGCAAGAUCCCUGGCAUGGUGGUGGAUCGCUGUGGCUGCUCCUAAGGUGGGGGACAGUGGAUGCCGCCCCCACAGACCCUCCCCUGAGACCCCGGCCCUGCCCCUCCCCCCAGGCCCUAGAGCUCCCUCCACCUCUUCCCAUGAACAUCACACCAUGUUCCCUGACCAAGCAGUGUGCAAUACACCCGAGGGAGGCAGGUGGGGGCCGAAGGGGAGGGGCUGGGAGGAAGGGAGAGGCGGGGCACGGUCAGGGUGGAGCGUUUGAGGUUUGUAGGCGAGAAGGUUUGGCAGGGAGACAGAGAGAUGUAGACAGAGGGAUGGAGACAGAGGAACACACAGAGCAGCACUGAGAAGGCAAAGGAAUGGAGAGGCAGAGGAGACAGGCGAGGCAGAGACAAACACUGGGAGAGACCGGCAUGGAGUAAUAAAUGAGCGCCCCGCUCCAAGCCGCCUUCCUUCCACUGGCAAGGUGAGGGGCUUGAGUCUGGGGAGACCCCUGACUACUCAGUAAGAGAGAUCUACCCACUCUCAGCUUCUUCCCGCGCUUCCUCCAGCCGUGGCGGGGAAGGGGAGUGAGGGCAGGGGCAAAGGGUUCGGGAAUCUUAUUUAUUUAUUUAUUGUGACUUUUCAUUUGUUGGUAUUUGGCUUUACUGGACUAGGAGGGCCCCUGCCCACUACGCCCCGUUUGUCCCUUAUUCCCUAAACCCUGCUCCUCCCCCAUGCCCACCCGCUUAAGCACUUGUAUAAAGCCUCCAGGGUUGGGAAUGGGGUAAAGGGCAAGAGGGCUGACACAUGUGAGUUUCUAACCCCUAAGUACCCUAACCAACCUGCGGCCAACUGAACGGCGUGGACGCAGGAACGGGCUAGGGUUUAAGAGCUGGAGAAAGGCGAGUCCUCAACAUCCACGAGCUAUGGAGCUACUAACCCUCAGGCCAGCAUUCUUCAUGGUACUGAUGUACUUAGCCAGAAGGUACAGCCUGCUUAAACCCAAAUUCCCCUCAGCAGAGAGAGACCAAAGAGCCUGUGGAAUGUCCCUGCUCCCAGCCUCUAUCUUCAGGUCAAUGGAAAAAAAAAAAAAAAAAAAGAUCCCAGAGUCCCCCAGGUCUGGGAAGGAUUUGGAGGGGUCAAGAAAGGAGUGGUUAAGUAGGCUGAAGGUUACAGGGCAUCUGAAUCCAAAUCACUGCUCUGGGCUAGGGAAUAGGGCCAACAGACCAAGGUGGAAGGGAUUCUGCAGGGGGACACUGUAGUCCCCCCACCCCAAAGCUCAGGGUAGAAGGAGGGCAAACAAGGGAGCAGAGUGUCUAUAAUUUUUAUUUUUUAUUUUUGGAAUAUAGCAGUAUCUGGCAGCAGGGAGGGAACAGUACAGUGGGGACAGGCAUCUGCAAGGCCGGUUACAGCGGAGGACGGGAAGGACAGACUCCCUGGGUUGGAAGCUAGGAAGCAGCAGACUGACUGCCACUGCAAGUCAUUAGCUGGGCCCACUCAUUCCUCCCACAAUCCCAGCGCACCCUCCUCUGGACUCGCUGGGCCUCAGUUUCUUCCCCUCAAUGGAAAGAGAAAUAGCAGCACCCGCCACAGCCAAGAGAUGAAUUCUGAGCACUUACCACGGGCACUUUAUGGACAUAAAAUACCUCUCGCUGUGGGACCACAUAACCAGGGCACCAGAGCAGUGGUGAAGAGAUUGAGGCUUAGAGGAGUCACAGGCUUCAGAGAAUCCAAGUUCCCUGCUGCCUGCCAGCUGGAGAGUGCCUGAGUUGAGAAUCUCCACACCCUAUCCAUACCUCACCCACGGACCUCUUGGCUCCAGGCUAGAGCCUAGAGGACGUCAGGAGACGGGGCUGAAAACCUGCAGCAAAUUCCCACUCUUAAGUAAAUCCAACAGUGAUGGUCUGGUGGAAACGGUACUGAACUGAAGCAAAGCCCAUGCCGGAGAGCAAACCCGGAAGGCUAGUUCCUCCUAAGGGCGUCUCUCUCCCGCUUGGACCAGACCAUGGAAGGGACAAAGGUACGUGGUCACCUUGGGAAGGUAAUGCUGAGCUUGAGCGUCUUACACCUAUUCUCAUAAUGAGAAAAUGAGACAAGGUGUUUCAGCAGAGGAAUAAGGAGGAGCUGUUACGCUUUCCAACUAACCUCCCGGACAGCAGCUACGCUAACCCAAGCCUCUCCUCUCCAGCCCUGCUCGUCACCCUUCUGCCUCAACGGAGAGUAAGACACCUCACCAUCGAUGCAUUCACAUUUCUUUGGUAGGAGAGGGGCAGGAGAGUGAAGAAAAUGCUUCCCCCAAGAUCAAGUAUCUCUCGAUCUUGGACAGGGUAGGGUUGGGCAGUAGGCAUCAGGUAACUUCCCUCCACAGUCGAGAGCUGGGGCACUACACAACAUACUGCCCCUUUAGACCACCAAAUAAAGACCUUUGCAGGGGAGGAGGAGGAGUUUCUCUUACAAGUGUAAGUCUAGGAGCUGAAGUCUCGGUCCCGUUCAUCCCUAUCCCCAAAGAGCAUGGGAUGAAGGGGCUGGGGGACACAGUCCAGCAACCUGGAGGGAGCACCCCUCCUCCACCUUAUUCGUGUGACCCUGGCGAGCGCCCCUGAGAACAUAUUAUUAGUGUGAUUAUUUCCUUUGUGUAUUUGUUACAUCGUGUGCGUGAUUGCCUUUGUUUGUUAAGGGUGUCUGAGGAAUAUGGGGCUGACAGGGCACUGGAAUGCUGGAAAGGACUUCUUCACUGAAAUCACGGCUUCCUGGGAGGGACCACUGCAAAAAGGCCAUCAGGCAGUUUUCAAGUUAUGUGACAGAGGGCAAAGAUGGCCAGAGGGUGCUCUGAGUUUUGGGAUGGUCACAUGACACAAUCCAGCACUUGAACCUGAAAAAAGAAAAAUAAAAGCAGUCAAAGAGUUUAGAA